This is a messenger RNA of Enterobius vermicularis (human pinworm), 1527 nucleotides long. The record is from the annotation of a GenBank genome assembly. NCBI's taxonomy places the organism in Eukaryota, Metazoa, Nematoda, Chromadorea, Rhabditida, Oxyuridae.
AUGUCUCUUUAUAGUAAAUUGGAGGUGCCACAGACGAUGACAACUUCAUCUGGACGACCAAUAAGUGAUAAAAAUAACAUUUUGACUGCGGGAGCUAGAGGACCGAUGCUGAUGGAAGAUGUCAUUUACUACGAUGAGAUUGCGCAUUUUGAUCGUGAGCGUAUACCGGAAAGAGUCGUACAUGCAAAGGGAGCUGGGGCUCACGGGUAUUUUGAAGUAACGAAUGACAUAACAAAGUAUUGCAAAGCAAAUAUUUUUUGCGAAGUCGGCAAAAAAACCCCUUUGUUUAUUCGGUUCUCUACAGUCGCAUCUGAAAAAGGAGGAGCAGAUACUGUGCGGGACCCACGUGGUUUUGCCAUUAAAUUCUACACUGACGAAGGAAACUGGGACCUUGUGGGGAACAACACACCCGUGUUUUUUGUCAGAGAUCCUUUGAAAUUCCCUAACUUCAUUCACGCAGUUAAGCGUAAUCCCGUCAGCAAUCUCAGAGACACAAAUGCGUUCUUUGAUUUUGUCAGUCUUUGUCCCGAGUCAACGCACCAGAUGAUGAUCCUCUUCAGUGACCGCGGCAUUCCUGAUGGAUUCCGCUUUAUGAACGGAUAUGGUUCACAUACCUUCAAGUUGGUCAACGAGGAGUGCCAAACAGUAUUUUGCAAAUUUCAUAUAAAGACAAAGAACGUCAAGAAUCUGACACCGGAAAAAGCAACAAUGCUGGCUGGUUCCGAUCCUGACUACGCAGUACGCGACCUUUUCAAUGCUAUUGCCAAAGGCGAGUACCCGACGUGGACAAUGUACAUACAGGUCAUGACUAACGAACAAGCAGCAGCAAGUCCGUUCAACCCGUUUGACAUCACAAAGGUAUGGCCGCACAAAGAGUAUCCUCUUAUCGAAGUCGGAAAAAUCACGCUUGACCGUAACCCACGGAACUAUUUUGCUGAAGUUGAGCAGGUUGCAUUCGCUCCUGCACGCAUUGUGCCUGGCAUAGAGUUUUCUCCGGACAAAAUGUUGCAAGGGCGACUGAUUGCAUAUCCGGACACCCAGUUCCAUCGGCUUGGACCGAACUAUAUGCAAAUUCCUAUCAACUGCCCAUAUAAAACUCAUGUGGCUAAUACUCAGAUUGACGGAAAUAUGGUAUACAUUUCAUCUGAAAACAGGCCACCAUACCACCCAAAUACGUGCAACGGCCCAGUAGAACGGAAGGACGCGGCUGAAUCCAGUUACUUUGUGAGCGGAAGUGUGUCGCGGUAUGAUAGUUCUGAUGACGAUAACUUCUCCCAGCCACGCGUUUUCUGGAUGAAGGUACUAGAUGAUGGAGCACGAGAGAGGCUGGUGAAAAAUUUGGCUGUAGCGUUGAACGAAUGUGAAGAAAUGGUGGCAGAAAGAGCGAUUACAGUGUUUGGACAAGUCCACGACGAUUUUGGAAGCAUGCUUCGUGCUGAAUUAGCCAACAUUAAGAAGGUUUAUAAGCGCUUUAGACUUAUUUAUUUAAAUUCUUCCGAUAAAUCAAAGAAUGUCGCGCCUUCGUAA